AUGGCCUCUGUCGCAGCCAGCAGUUCGCUGGCUGGCGCUUCCCCUGAAGCAUUCUCAUUGCGUGCAUCCUUGCAGCAAAACGUCGUUGUCAGGCCAAGGCAGAGGUUCUAUGAGGAUCGUACCUCGAGGCCACAGAAGACGGCACCAGGCCGCCAGUUGGACAGCCCUGUUGAAAAGGAAUCACCUCUGGCAAUAAAAGCAAUUCACAUUAUAACUUUUCAGGCUAAAACAAGUUCUUACUGGGUCUACCAGACACAGUGUGCCCGUCUAUGUAGUGAAAAGGUUGCCUGGUUGAAAAAAAGGUUUGAGAGCACGGCUUACCGGAAAGUUGAUAAUCUAUCAACAUCGUUAAAGUGA
Molecule: messenger RNA, 357 nt
Organism: Gryllus bimaculatus (two-spotted cricket)
Lineage: Eukaryota; Metazoa; Arthropoda; Insecta; Orthoptera; Gryllidae
Source: the annotation of a GenBank genome assembly